This is a messenger RNA of Fulvia fulva, 603 nucleotides long. RefSeq lists its product as uncharacterized. The transcript has 2 exons. The record is from RefSeq and is a predicted model, not a curated record. Bases 1 to 603 code for a protein of 200 amino acids. NCBI's taxonomy places the organism in Eukaryota, Fungi, Ascomycota, Dothideomycetes, Mycosphaerellales, Mycosphaerellaceae.
AUGACAUCAGCAUCGACCAGCAUGGAGGGGAUUUUCGCCUCACUGCAGGGUGACCGUAUGAUUGAGCUCUACAUCGCCUCAGAGACGACACCAAUAAAUAUCCAGCAGAGCACUCUCCUGCGGACUUCAGACUACUUCAAAGGAGCCCUGAACCCAAAGUUCCCGGAGGGACGUGAAGGCAAGAUCUUCCUCAGAGACGACGACAUCAGAGGCUGGAAAGUGUUGAUCUCAUGGUACCAAAUCAACCAGUUUCAGGACGAUGUCAUGGCCGAGCUUGUGGACAGUGCUGUAGUGUAUUACUAUUGGACGGCAGAUUCCAAGGACCGCUUCGAGCAGAUCAUCACUGGCACGAUGCCCCGAAAGAUGUAUGCGGAGCGCUUGAUGAUCGAGGUCAUGAUUGGAAACAUUCCUUGGUGCGACCUCAAGUACCUUCAGGGCGAGAACGAUUUCGCGGCGGACAUCCUGGCUGCGAGCAUCGAGGUGGGCCAGAACAGCGACUUGAAAGACCGAGCGAUGAGGACGGACGGUGACGCGGAGGGCAAGCCGCUCUGGCUACGGUACAUGACUGCUGGCUCGAAAGGACCAAGAAAGAUGACCGCGUGA